AUGGAGAUCACUCCAUCAGAUGUUGACAUGGGAGCAUUCAAUUUGGAGAUUGCACCAACGAUCGAACCUCAUAAUAUAGACCCCAACUUGUUUAAUGACGUGCUAGGGUUUGGGAAAACCCUUCCAGGCCAAGAUACAGGAGCCAUCUCAGGAACUUCAGGCAGCACAAACUCUCCAUCGCUGACAGAUAUCGUGAACGCUCUGGACUCUCCGCCCCCGCCCCCAUCUUUUUGUCUCAAGCCAAAAACAAAGUGUCCCAAAGCAUGCUAUGCAGAUAUACACGAUAUGAGCGGCAGCGUGGAUGCUAUAACAAAGAGCCCCGGGCAGACGCCCCUAGAUGAGAUUCUAUCAUUAUUCCAGCGCGUCUUCCACCAAUCUGCACAGUAUCUCGCUUGCCAGAAUUGCGACACAGGCUGUCUUCGCCACAUCAAUCUCGUCAUGCUUCAUCAACGGCAGGUCAAUCUUUUGAGCGAACUUGCAGAGGACCCAAAAGAAUAUCUCAGGAAUCACAUGACACAAACUAUGCUUGGAGAGUUUCAGGUAUCGAAGCAAGAUGAUAUCGCGAUAAAGCAGUUGAUGGUUAGACAGGCGACGAGAGAUGUGAGAAUCUCGGUGGAUGCUGAUUAUGAAAGCGCCACAGGGUUUCAAGAGAGGUAUAUCGCAGGAACAUUAGAUUUGAGUGAUACGGGCAAGCUUAAUGUGAAGUGGUUGGUGGAGGUUUCAGAGAAUCUUAGGAGGACGCUUGAAUAUGUGAGGGUUCUGUUGGAGAAAGAUGAUUGGGCGACCAAGCUGCCAGAUUCUUAA
Molecule: messenger RNA, 804 nt
Organism: Fusarium redolens
Lineage: Eukaryota; Fungi; Ascomycota; Sordariomycetes; Hypocreales; Nectriaceae
Exons: 2
Coding region: 1-804 (267 amino acids)
Source: RefSeq, a predicted model, not a curated record